CAUUAGGCUACUUAUGCUGUGAAAAAUGGCGAUAUCAUUCCCGGUGUCGUUGGCAACACUGUGCGUGAGUUCAUUAAUCGAAUGUGUAUUACAUGUGUAUUGAGUAUUCCAAAUUGUAAACUACGACUACUGAAAAACUGAAAAAGAUCAAUGUAUUUAUUUGAAAGAAUUUGUUUAAUUACAAUUACCUCAACCUACUAAGUACAAAGAAUAGAUGAGUCUUACUUAGAUACUUAUAGUGGUGUUAAAAUAUCAAAACAAACAAUUUAAAAAAAGAGGGUUUCCUUUAUAACUAUUGCAUUUAUAACUUUACAUACUUUUGCAUGUAAUGGGAGAUAGAGAUUGGAGACCGUUCAUUUACGGCGGCCUAGCGUCGAUUGUUGCAGAGUUUGGUACAUUUCCUAUUGACACAACCAAGACUCGGCUACAGAUCCAAGGACAAAAGAUAGAUCCUCGACAUGUUGAGUUGCGAUACACGGGAAUGGUGGAUUGUUUUGUUAAAACAUCAAAACAAGAGGGUGUUAAAGCGCUUUACUGUGGUAUCUGGCCAGCAGUACUUAGACAAGCAACAUAUGGCACUAUUAAGUUUGGGACAUACUACUCAUUGAAGAAGGCGUUUGCUGCCAGGAGGGCUGACGGUGGUACUCGAGAACACUUAGCAACUAACACAUUUUGUGCUGCAUUUGCAGGAGGGCUGUCUAGUGCAAUAGCAAAUCCUACUGAUGUCCUUAAAGUUAGGAUGCAGGUUGGUGAUGAGAAGCGCAACAUAGUGCGUUGCUUCAUCGAUAUACAUAGGAUAGAAGGGGUGGCAGGACUAUGGAGGGGCGUAGCACCCACUUCGCAACGAGCGGCAUUAAUCGCAGCCGUGGAGUUGCCCGUGUAUGAUGCGUGUAAGCGUCGGCUUACUGCCCCGUUAGGAGACCGACCUCUUAAUCAUUUUGUGUCUAGUCUGCUCGCUAGUCUUGGUAGCGCUGUAGCCAGUACACCACUUGACGUUGUUAGGACGCGGCUUAUGAACCAAAGAAAAGUGAGGGAUCCAAGUAUACAGAUAUACAAAGGGACCGUUGACUGCAUUGUACAGACAGUACGCAGUGAGGGUGCGCGUGCGCUGUACAAAGGCUUCAUACCAACAUGGCUCCGUAUGGGGCCGUGGAAUAUUAUCUUCUUCCUCACCUAUGAGCAGCUUAAGGCGCUCUACUAAACAUAAAAUCUCCACGGAAUUAGUUCAAUUUCUAGUUUAAGUAUAAUUUUAUUGUUUACUAGAAUCUGUUAACUAGCCAAAUAUUAUGUGUAUUCGAAUAUACUAAAGUCAAUUUAAUACCUACACUAGCUAAGUGUAAUUACUAAAAUUAUGAGGUUUGGACAGAAAGUUUAAAGAAUUUAUCAGCGUUUAUCUUUCAAUAUUUAAUAAUUCAUCAAUUUUAUAAGCUGGCAACGCACUUGCCUUCUGUGAUAGCCAGCCCGUUUAUCGCCAGUUAUAUAAAAAAAUCACAUGAAUUUGAAAUAGUUAAUUUAUAUACAUAUGUACAAACAAUAAGAAAAGAGAAAUAAAAUAGGAUGCGUGUA
This is a messenger RNA of Pieris napi, 1566 nucleotides long. RefSeq names its product mitochondrial uncoupling protein Bmcp (gene Bmcp). The transcript is spliced from 7 exons. The record is from RefSeq and is a predicted model, not a curated record. Gene Ontology annotation, biological process: transmembrane transport. Bases 329 to 1201 code for a protein of 290 amino acids. Lineage: Eukaryota; Metazoa; Arthropoda; Insecta; Lepidoptera; Pieridae.